Molecule: messenger RNA, 1663 nt
Organism: Cucumis sativus (cucumber)
Lineage: Eukaryota; Viridiplantae; Streptophyta; Magnoliopsida; Cucurbitales; Cucurbitaceae
Exons: 5
Coding region: 151-1335 (394 amino acids)
Molecular function (GO): metal ion binding
Source: RefSeq, a predicted model, not a curated record
ACCAUCCAUUAGACCCAUCAUCAUCAUCAUCAUCAUCAUCAUCAUCAUCAUCCAUCCAUAACCAUUGAAAUUCAUUUCUAUAUAUUCUAAAUCCCCACUUCAUUUCUUCUCCCAAUUUUUGAUUAGAAGAAAGAAAUAACUUCAAAAGAAAUGGGAGAGGCAAAAGUGGAAGAAUCAGCCGCUAAAAAUGAGGCCGAGAAGAAGCCGGCGGCACCUGUACCAGCUCCGGCUCCGGCGGCUGUACCGGUAGUCAAGGAUGGCGGAGCUAAGAAAGAGGAGGGCGGAGCAGUCACAGCCAUAUAUAAAAUCGACAUGCAUUGCGAAGGGUGUGCGAAAAAGAUUAAACGAGCUGUACGACAUGUAAAAGAUGUUGAGAGUGUGAAGGCGGAUUGUGGAGCGAAUAAGUUAACUGUGAUUGGUAGAAUGGAUGUUGUUGCUGUAAAACAGAAAUUGGAGCUUAAGACCAAGAAGAAAGUGGAACUUAUUUCCCCUCAACCCAAAAAAGAUGCUCCCGCCGCCGCAGCCGCAGCUCCUGCCGCUGCUGAGAAGAAGCCUGAAGAGAAGAAAGCUCCUGAAGAAAAACCUAAAGAGAGCACUGUCGUUUUGAAGAUCCGGCUACAUUGUGAAGGUUGCAUCCAAAAAAUCCGCAGAAUCAUUUUGAAAAUCAACGGAGUUCAGUCGGUGGAUUUGGACGGAGUCAAAGAUUUGGUUACCGUUAAAGGAACAAUGGAUGUGAAGCAACUUGAGCCGUAUCUCAAAGACAAACUCAAAAGAAAGGUCGAAAUUGUCCCACCCAAAAAGGAAGAAGCUGCCGGAGAAAAGACAAAGGAAGAAUCCCCUGCUCCCGCUGCCGCGGCUGGUGGCGGCGAAAAGAAGAAGGAAGAAGCCGGUGGCGGUGGGGAGAAAAAGGAAAAGGAAGGCGGUGGGGGAGAAAAGAAAGAAGGCGGUGGAGGAGAACAGAAGGAAAAAGAAGGCGGUGGGGAAAAAAAGGAGGGUGAAUCAAAACCCGCACCAGCAGCAGCACCAGCAGCCGCGGGCGAGGGCGGUGGAGUAAAACCGGCGGAUGUAGUGAACAAGUUUGAAUAUUACGGCGGAUAUCCAUUCCAACAACUAUACUACGAAGCACCGAUGCAGUACCAAAGCUACUCAAUGGAAGCUAACCCGAGUUACUAUAACCCCAACUAUGGUUACAAUAACCAUGGUUACGAUAACCAUGGUUACGUAGACCAUAGAUACGACGUCGUUCCAAUGGACCCUCAUUUUCCCCACCACAUGCGAAACGAUCAGCCGCAGAUGUUCAGCGAUGAGAAUCCCAACGCUUGUUCCGUCAUGUAACAUUCCCGAUCAACGGCUGAGAUUUCAUCUCAUUUGAAAAAUCCAUAAUCUGUAAAUAGAGACAUAUGUAUGUGUAUGUAAAAUUAAAAUGAGCUCUCACUCUAAAGAUAAAAACUAUUGAAAAGAAAUGAAGAGAAAAUGGAUUUUUUGGGGGGUCUGGUCUGAUCCGGUUCGGUUUUUGUUUGUGUUGUUGGUUGGAGUGGAGUUGGUUGGUGGGUGGUUGCGCUCAUCUUUGUUGUUUCGUUUCAACCUCAGGAAUUUUUGGUUGUAAUUUAUGGAAUUAAUAAAAUAUUAACAAAUAAUCAAAUAGAUGAUAAUUUUGUUUUAA